CAAAAUUAUAUUGUACUCCUCACGCUACUCUUCUUCGUCUUCUUCGCACCCCCGAAAUUUCUCUGAUUCUCUCUCUCCUCCUCUCAGUUAUAACUGUAACUGUAAGCUCUCAUAAGGCCCCAAGAUUCCUCGCCCCCUCAUCUCUCUGAAAAAAGCAAAACCCCUCAAGAAAAUCCAAUGUUUGCCACAAAAAUGCCGGAAAAACUCGUUCGAUUUUCGCCGCCGUAUCUCCUCUUUCUGAUCACCAUCUCCCUCAUUUGUCUGCCCGGAUCGAUUUCUCUAAGGGGUCCGGCGUACUUGGGUUUCUUGUCGAACGCCACUGAUUUUCCUCCAGUAGACUACUACGAUUACAUCAUCGUCGGAGGCGGCACCGCCGGCUGCCCACUUGCGGCAACCCUGUCGGAGAAAUUUAGGGUUCUUGUUCUCGAAAGAGGGGGGAUUCCGUAUGGCGACCCUAAUCUGAUGAACCCCAACGGAUUUCUCACAACCCUAAUGGAGGUCGACGAUUUCAACUCCCCCGCUCAGGCCUUCACCUCCGAGGACGGCGUUCCCAACGCCCGCGGCAGGGUACUCGGCGGCAGCAGCGCCAUUAACGCCGGUUUCUACAGCAGAGCCGACCAAGAUUUCUACAAACGUUCAGGUAUCAACUGGGAUCUCGUAAUGGUGAAUCAGUCUUACGAGUGGGUAGAAAAUGCAAUUGUGUUCAGGCCUAAUUUGAGGAACUGGCAAUCUGCUGUUCGGGAUGCAUUAUUAGAGGCUGGAAUUGCUCCAUACCAUGGAUUCAGUCUAGAUCAUGUUGUGGGCACUAAAAUUGGGGGCUCAACCUUCGACAGCUCGAAUACAAGGCAUAGUGCAGCCGAUCUUCUAAACUACGCAAACCCUUCGAACAUUAAAGUCGUGGUACACGCCAGUGUGGAGCGGGUUCUGCUGACAUCAUCGUCUUCUUUGUCUAAUUCAGGCAACAAGCUUUCGGCCAAUGGGGUCGUCUUUCGUGAUCAGACGGGCUUUUACCACCACGCCAUGGUGAGAGAUAAGGGCGAGGUCCUGCUGUGUGCCGGGGCCCUUGGGAGCUCGCAGCUUCUGUUGCUGAGCGGGCUCGGGCCCAGGCCCUAUCUAGCCUCGUGGGGAAUACCUGUGGCCCGCCACUCCCCAUAUGUCGGUCGGUUCAUGUACGACAACCCAAGAAACGGGAUCUCGAUUUUGCCGAGAAUGCCCUUGGAGCAUUCCCUGAUACAGGUCGUGGGCAUCACAAGCUCCGGGUUUUAUCUUGAAGCUGCCUCGAAUAUUGUCCCCUUCACUUCUCCAGCCCGGCCCGUAUUCAUCAGGGCACCGGGCUCUUCAACUUACCUCACUGUUGCAACUCUGAUGGAGAAAAUAGUCGGGCCCUUCUCUUCGGGUUCCCUUAGGCUCGCAUCCACCAAUGUCAGGGUGAAUCCGAUUGUCCGUUUUAACUACUUCAGAAACCCAAUCGACCUUGAACGUUGCGUGAAUGGGACCCGGAAAAUUGCUAGUGUUCUCAGGGGCCGAUCCAUGAAUAAAUUCAGGUUCAGACAGUUGUUCGGAGCUAGGGAAUUCAGGUUUGUCGGGCCUGUGUUGCCAAACGAUGAGUCGGAUGACGAGCGUAUGAGGGAGUUCUGCAGGCGUACAGUGAGCACCAUAUGGCACUAUCAUGGGGGCUGCCUCGUAGGGAAGGUUGUGGACCGAGAGCUGAAGGUUAUGGGGAUUGAUGCUCUCAGAGUUGUGGAUGGCUCGACUUUUACGGUCUCGCCUGGGACUAAUCCUCAGGCUACUCUUCUCAUGCUGGGAAGAACCUUUUAUUGUGGUUUUAGCAUUUUGGGAUAUGCUCUCUUUAAAGUGUCUAAAUGUGAAACCUCUGAAGUUGUGUUGAACAUGAAGAUUGAAAUGCCAAUACAGGUUGACAUCACAUUAGCUGUUUGCAAAAAUUAUCAAGAAUUAAUUUUGAUUCUGACUCGACUUUCUUUCCCUACUGUUAUGAGUCAUUUGCAAAAACCGAUGUUCAACAAGUAG
This is a messenger RNA of Striga asiatica, 2028 nucleotides long. The record is from the annotation of a GenBank genome assembly. NCBI's taxonomy places the organism in Eukaryota, Viridiplantae, Streptophyta, Magnoliopsida, Lamiales, Orobanchaceae.